AUGGCGUUUAAGUUAAUAUCUCUCGCUUGUUUGGUAGCUGCCGCCAGCGCAGGCAUAGUACCUGCUGCGCCUGUGGCUUAUGCCGCCGCACCCGUAGCCUAUUCCAGCCCUGUAGCCUACUCUAGUCCUGUGGCAUAUGCUGCACCAGUCGCGAAGGUUGCCAAAGUAGCCGUUGAAGAGUAUGACCCACAUCCACAAUACAGCUUCGCAUAUGACGUGCAGGAUGGUCUAACUGGUGACUCUAAGACUCAACAUGAAACCCGCGACGGCGAUGUCGUUCAAGGAUCUUACUCUGUGGUAGACCCUGAUGGUACCAAACGUACUGUUGACUAUACUGCUGACCCACAUAAUGGAUUCAACGCUGUUGUGCGCAAGGAAGCAAUUGGCGUGAAGAUUGCCGCUCCAGUCGCUAAAAUCGCCGCUCCCGUUGCCUAUGCUGCUCCAGUCGCCAAAGUUGCCUAUUCCGCUCCUGUCGCGUACGCCGCCCCCGUCGCCAAGGUUGCUUACUCCGCUCCUGUCGCGUACGCCGCCCCAGUUGCCAAGGUCGCCUAUUCCGCCCCUGUUGCUUACUCUCAACCUCUUUACCACCAUUAA
Diatraea saccharalis (sugarcane borer) is the source of this 594-nucleotide messenger RNA. The record is from the annotation of a GenBank genome assembly. NCBI's taxonomy places the organism in Eukaryota, Metazoa, Arthropoda, Insecta, Lepidoptera, Crambidae.